AUGUCCACCGAAAACACCAUCACGGUGACCCUAUCACAGGUCGCCAAGAUGAUCGACCACUCGCUGUUGCAUCCAACUAUGACUGACGCCGAUACCCUAGCCGGCCUCAGGAUCGCCAGAGACCAUAAUGUCGCAACGGCCUGCGUGAAGCCCUACAUGAUCGAGCUAGCCAAGAAAGAGCUGGCUGGCACCGAUGUGCUGGUUUGUCCGGUCAUCGGCUUCCCACACGGUAACAGCGCCACCGAGAUCAAGGUCCAGGAAGCCACCGCUGCGGCCCAGGUCGGCGGACAAGAGAUCGAUAUGGUUGUCAACAUCGGCAAAGUCCUUGGUAGAGACUGGGAAUAUGUCGCCCGAGAGAUCGACGAGGUCAAUCGUGCCGUUAUGCACCAUGGGGCCAUUCUCAAGGUGAUCUUUGAGAACGAUUAUCUGCAGGCUGAGCAUAUUAUCCGGCUCUGUGAGAUUUGCACGGAGCUCAAAGUUGCCUUUGUCAAGACCUCUACCGGCUACGGAUUUGUCAAGCAGAUGGAUGGAUCCUACAACUACCUUGGGGCAACCGUGUCGGAUAUCAAGUUGAUGCGGAAGAACUCAGGUUCCAAGGUCCAGAUCAAGGCGGCGGGAGGUGUUCGAACUCUGGAUGAUCUUCUUCAUGUUAGGAGUUUGGGAGUGACACGGAUCGGAGCCACAGCAACGGUGGCUAUCUUAGAUGAGGCGAGGAAACGAGGUAUUGGCCAUGAGCCGAUGACGGUGACGUUCAAGCCCAUGCAAGAAAAGGUCGGGGGUUACUAA
Molecule: messenger RNA, 786 nt
Organism: Penicillium atrosanguineum
Lineage: Eukaryota; Fungi; Ascomycota; Eurotiomycetes; Eurotiales; Aspergillaceae
Product: 2-deoxyribose-5-phosphate aldolase
Exons: 1
Coding region: 1-786 (261 amino acids)
Biological process (GO): carbohydrate catabolic process; deoxyribonucleotide catabolic process
Cellular component (GO): cytoplasm
Molecular function (GO): deoxyribose-phosphate aldolase activity
Source: RefSeq, a predicted model, not a curated record